Racocetra fulgida is the source of this 291-nucleotide messenger RNA. NCBI's taxonomy places the organism in Eukaryota, Fungi, Glomeromycota, Glomeromycetes, Diversisporales, Gigasporaceae. The record is from the annotation of a GenBank genome assembly.
UUAACAACCCAUAAAGGCCUAGCUGUAAACGAAGAUAGCGAACAAGAAGGUAAAGGGGCGACGGCGUCAAUAAUUUUGCUAAUUAUAACGAUGGUGAUUGUCUAUUUUUCAGCAGAAUUUCUCGUAGGAUCAAUUGAAGGAAUUGUUAAGGCACUUGAUAUAAGCGAAACUUUUAUUGGUUUGAUUUUAAUACCUAUACUUGGUAAUUUUGCUGAGCAUAUACAUUCUACUAGUAUUGCAAUGAAAGAUAAUAUGAAUCUAGCUAUUGGUAUUACUGUUGGAUGUUCAGCU